Emiliania huxleyi CCMP1516 is the source of this 1096-nucleotide messenger RNA. Its product is annotated as S-adenosylmethionine mitochondrial carrier protein. The transcript has a single exon. Gene Ontology annotation, molecular function: S-adenosyl-L-methionine transmembrane transporter activity. NCBI's taxonomy places the organism in Eukaryota, Haptophyta, Isochrysidales, Noelaerhabdaceae. Bases 6 to 1058 code for a protein of 350 amino acids. The record is from RefSeq and is a predicted model, not a curated record. Gene Ontology annotation, cellular component: mitochondrial inner membrane.
UGUGUAUGUUGCGCUGCUCGCUCGCUCUCACGUUGCUAGCUGGCGUGUGUGGCUGCAGGCAGGUGGCCGGCGGUGUCAGAGCCCUUGAGAGCGGCCUAUUGCCACGGCGACGCGCCGUGCUGGCGGCCGUCCCUCUCGUGGCAGGCGCGCCGCGUGCGCUCGCGAUCGCGGCGCCACAGGCUUCGGCGGUGACAGUGGCUGCUUCAGCGGUCCCGCCGAGCGCGGCCGCCGAGUUUUGGUCCGGCCUGCUCGCCGGUGCAGUGCAGAAGACCGUUAAGGAGCUCGCGCUGCAUCCUCUCGACACGGCCAAGGCUCGGCUGCAGGCGCCGGUCGCCGCCGGAUGGACAGGCGGCGGCCGGCGCGCAGUGCUGGGCGAGCUCUUCAAGUCGCCGUACGACGGCCUCGCGCCGGCGCUGAUAUCGGGCGCGCCGGCGGCGUCGGCUUUCUUCGCCGUCAAGGAUGGCGCAAAGCGGGCGGUUGCCGGUCUGCAGCUAGGCAAGGCGGAGACGACCGUCCUCGCUGUGGCGUGCGCCAACGUCGCCUACUGGGGCAUCAAGAACCCGUCCGAGGUCCUCAAGGUGCGGCGACAGGCCGGCGUCGCGUCCGACACGGCGGGCGCUGCCGUCGAAAUUUGGCGGGCGGAGGGCGUCGCGGGCUUCUACUCCUCCGCGGGGCCGAACUAUGCGUACUCCACGCCGGUGGACGUGGUCAAGUUCUUGCUGUACGAGCAGCUCAAGGCGUCCUACGCAGCGCGGCGCGGCCGCUCGGGCCUGUCGCCCGUCGAGGCCGCUGUCGGAGGCGCCGCCGCCGCCGCGACCGCCCAGGCGCUGGCGACGCCCCUCGACGUGGCGCGCGUGCGGAUCAUGACGUCCGAUGCGACGGGCGUCGCCGCCACGCUGCGCCGCGUGGCCGCGGAGGAGGGGGCGGGCGCGCUCUGGGCGGGAGUCGCGCCAAAGGUUGCGAGGGCGCUUGCGUCGGGCGCAAUCCAGUUCAGCACCUACGAGGCGACCAAGGAUUGGGCGGUGGGCUACCUCGCGCGGACCUUCCCGAGGCUGUGAGCUGUGCCAGUUUCGAAAUCGUUGUAUCCUGCCAUUCA